Pipistrellus nathusii (Nathusius's pipistrelle) is the source of this 3402-nucleotide messenger RNA. NCBI's taxonomy places the organism in Eukaryota, Metazoa, Chordata, Mammalia, Chiroptera, Vespertilionidae. The record is from the annotation of a GenBank genome assembly.
AUGGGGGACACAGCGCCCCCACAGGCCCCCUCCGGAGGGCUGGGGGCGGCCCCCGGGGCGGGCCUCCUGGGAGGGGGCUCCGUGGCCCCGAGGGUGCACAGCGCCAUCGUGGAGCGCCUGCGGGCGCGCAUCGCCGUGUGCCGCCAGCACCACCUGAGCUGCGAGGGCCGCUACGAGCGAGGCCGGGCCGAGAGCUCGGACCGCGAGCGGGAGAGCACCCUGCAGCUCCUGAGCCUCGUGCAGCACGGCCAGGGCGCCAGGAAGACCGGCAAGCACGCCAAGGCCACGGCCGCCGCCGCCGCUGCCGCUGCUGCCGCUGCAGCCUCUGCUGCCACCGCGGCCCCUGCGCCCCCCGCAGCCCCUCCUGCAGCCCCCCAAGCCUCAGGGGCCCCGCCGCCCCCGCCGGACUAUCACCACCACCACCAGCAGCACCUGCUCAGCGGCAGCGGCAAUAACGGGAGCGGUGGUGGCCUCGAGGGCGAGCAGCAAGCGCCAGCGUCCACCCCCGGGGACCAGCGGAACUCGGCCCUGAUUGCGCUCCAGGGUUCCUUGAAAAGAAAACAGAUAGUCAAUCUGUCUCCUGCCAACAGCAAGAGGCCCAACGGCUUUGUGGACAACUCCUUCCUUGAUAUCAAAAGAAUCCGCGUUGGGGAGAACCUCUCUGCAGGACAAGGGGGUCUCCAAGUAAACAAUGGACAAAGUCAGAUUAUGUCAGGGACCUUGCCCAUGAGCCAAGCACCCCUGAGAAAGACUAACAACCUGCCUCCCCACACACAUUCUCCUGGCAAUGGCAUGUUUAACAUGGGCUUGAAAGAAGUAAAGAAGGAGCCAGGGGAGACUCUGUCUUGCAGUAAGCACAUGGAUGGCCAGAUGACCCAGGAGAAUAUUUUUUCUAAUAGGUACGGAGAUGACUCCGGAGAGCAAAUGAUGGAUCCUGAACUGCAGGAACUGUUCAAUGAACUGACCAACAUAUCUGUUCCUCCGAUGAGUGACCUUGAGCUGGAGAACAUGAUCAACGCCACCAUAAAGCAGGACGAUCCAUUUAACAUUGACUUAGGUCAGCAAAGCCAGAGAAGCACUCCCAGGCCCUCCAUUUCUAUGGAGAAGACAGUGAUCAAAAGUGAAUACUCACCUGGUCUGACCCAGGGGCCAUCGGGCUCUCCUCAGUUGAGGCCCCCAUCAGCCGGCCCUGCAUUCUCCAUGGCCAACACUGCCCUGUCCACUUCCUCCCCAAUUCCUUCAGUCCCUCAAAGCCAGGCUCAGCCUCAGACAGCCUCAGGAGCAAGCCGGGCCUUGCCAAGCUGGCAGGAAGUGUCCCAUGCCCAACAGCUCAAACAGAUAGCUGCCAACCGUCAACAGCAUGCCCGGAUGCAACAGCACCAGCAGCAGCAGCACCAGCCCACCAACUGGUCAGCCUUGCCCUCUCCCGCUGGGCCAUCUCCAGGUCCAUUUGGGCAGGAGAAAAUCCCUAGUCCUUCUUUCGGUCAGCAGCCAUUCAGCCCACAGGGCUCCCCCAUGCCUGGGGUAGCCAGCAGCAGCAGCCAGUCAAAAGUCAUGGCUAACUACAUGUACAAGGCCAGCCCCUCGGCCCAGGGUGGGCACCUGGAUGUGCUUAUGCAGCCAAAGCCUCAGGAUCUCAGUCGAAGCUUUAUGAACAGCUCGCACACGGCCAUGGAGCCCCGUCUUGGCAACACCAAGCCUUUGUUCCAUUUUAACUCAGAUCAAGCAAACCAACAGAUGCCUUCUGUUUUGCCUUCUCAGAACAAGCCUUCUCUCCUACACUACACCCAACAGCAGCAGCAGCAGCAGCAGCAACAGAGCUCGAUGUCAGCUCAGCAGCAGCAGCAGCAGCAGCGACAACAGCAACAGCAGCAACAGCAGCAACAGCAGCAGCAGCAGCAGCAGCAGCAGCAGCAGGCACAGCAGCCACCCUCUCAGCCCACCCAACCUCUGUCAAACCAGCCUUUGCUAAGGUCACCUUUGCCACUUCAGCAAAAGAUCCUGCUCCAGAAAAUGCAGAAUCCGCCCAUCACAGGACUGGGAUACCAAGUCUCCCAACAACACAGACAGGAUCAACACACUGUGGUAGGCCAGAGCACAGGCCCCAGUCCAAGUCCCAACCCCUGCUCAAAUCCAAACACUGGAAGUGGUUACAUGAACUCCCAGCAAUCACUGUUGAAUCAGCAAUUGAUGGGAAAGAAACAGACUCUACAGAGGCAGAUCCUGGAGCAGAAACAGCAGCUUCUCCUGCAGCAGCAGAUGCUGGUGGAUGCGGAGAAAAUUAAUUCACAAGAUCAGAUAAACAGACAUUUGACAAGGCCACCUCCAGAUUACAAAGACCAAAGAAGAAAUAUGGGUAACAUGCAACCAACUGCUCAGUAUUCUGGUGGCUCAUCAACAGUGAGUUUAAACUCUAACCAGACUUUGGCAAACCCAGUUUCAACACACACCAUUUUAACUCCAAAUUCCAGCCUCAUGUCUACUUCCCAUGGAACAAGAAUGCCGUCAUUAGCCACAACAGUUCAGAGCAUGGGGAUGUAUGGGAAUCUGCCUUGCAAUCAACCUGGCACAUACAGUGUCACGUCAGGAUUGAAUCAAUUGACCCAACAGAGAAACCCAAACCAAUUGAUAGCAAAUCAAAACAACCCUCUCAUGCCACGGCCACCUACCUUAGGGCCAACUAGUAAUAAUAAUGUGGCCACUUUUGCAGCAGGACCUGUUGGCAAUUCACAACAACUGAGACCGAACUUGACCCACUCUAUGGCAAGCAUGCCAGCACAGAGAACAUCGAACGUAAUGAUCACGUCCAGCACCACAGCACCCAACUGGGCCUCCCAAGAAGCGACAACCAAACAGCAGGAAGCCCUGAAGUCCGCAGGAGUCCGCUUCCCCACCGGUACCCCUGCAGCCUAUCCUCCAAACCAGCCAUUGCAACAGGCGGUAGGGAGCCAACAAUUUUCCCAGAGGGCAGUGGCUCCUCCUAACCAGAUAACACCAGCGGUGCAGAUGAGGCCUAUGAACCAAAUGAGCCAGGCAUUGAAUGGACAAGCCAUGGGUCCGCUCAGAAGUCUGAAUCUCAGACCCAAUCAGCUGAGCACACAGGUUUUGCCUAAUUUGAAUCAGCCAGGAACAGGGUUGAGUCAGCCAAGGACAGGCAUAAGCCAGCCACCAUCUCUGACACCUGGCAACUUUCCCUCACCCAACCAAAGUUCCAGGGCUUUUCAAGGAACUGACCAUGGCAGUGACUUAGCUUUUGACUUUCUCAACCAACAGACUGAUAACAUGGGCCCUGCCCUAAACAGCGAUGCUGAUUUCAUUGAGUCUUUACUGAAGACAGAGCCUGGUAAUGAUGACUGGAUGAAAGACAUAAAUCUUGAUGAAAUCUUGGGGAACAACUCCUAA